GCGCAUCCCUGCUCUCGCUCCUGGAGCUCGGCAGAGUCUCCCUGGGGCGCUGCCGCGAGGGAGCUACAGGCUCACCAAAACCGGGACCGCCGCGAAAACCAGGGCAGGGUCCGCUUCGGUGACACCAUGAAUGGCUCGGGCAACCUGGGGGCCGAGGACACGAGCCAGGAAGUCAGCGGCGGCGGCUGGCAGCCCGAGGCGGUCCUCGUGCCCCUGCUUUUCGCGCUCAUCUUCCUCGUGGGCACCGUGGGCAACGCGCUGGUGCUGGCUGUGCUGCUGCGCGGGGGCCAGGCGGUCAGCACCACCAACCUGUUCAUCCUCAACCUGGGCGUGGCCGACCUGUGCUUCAUCCUGUGCUGCGUGCCUUUCCAGGCCACCAUCUACACCCUGGACGGCUGGGUGUUCGGCUCGCUGCUCUGCAAGGCCGUUCAUUUCCUCAUCUUCCUCACCAUGCACGCCAGCAGCUUCACACUGGCCGCGGUCUCCCUGGACAGGUAUCUGGCCAUCCGCUACCCGCUGCACUCCCGCGAGCUGCGCACACCUCGAAAUGCGCUGGCGGCCAUCGGGCUCAUCUGGGGGCUCGCACUGCUCUUCUCCGGGCCCUACUUGAGCUACUACCGUCAGUCACAGCUGGCCAACCUGACCGUGUGCCACCCAGCGUGGAGCGCGCCUCGACGCCGCGCCAUGGACCUCUGCACCUUCGUCUUCAGCUACCUGUUGCCUGUGCUCGUCCUCAGCCUGACCUACGCGCGUACCCUGCGCUACCUCUGGCGCACAGUCGACCCAGUGGCUGCAGGCUCGGGCUCCCAGCGCGCCAAACGCAAGGUGACACGCAUGAUCGUCAUCGUUGCCGCGCUCUUCUGCCUAUGUUGGAUGCCCCACCACGCGCUUAUCCUCUGCGUAUGGUUUGGUCGCUUCCCGCUUACGCGCGCCACUUACGCGCUGCGCAUCCUUUCACACCUAGUUUCUUAUGCCAACUCGUGUGUCAACCCCAUCGUUUACGCGCUGGUCUCUAAGCAUUUCCGUAAGGGUUUCCGCAAAAUCUGCGCAGGCCUGCUGUGUCGCGCCCCGAGGCGAGCCUCAGGCCGAGUGUGCGUUGUGGCGCCUGGCAACCAUAGUGGCAGUGUGCUGGAACGUGAGUCCACAGACCUGACACAUGUGAGCGAGGCAGGGGGGCCUCUUGUCGCAGCACCCGGACUUCCCAACAGCACAGCCUCGAGUAGAGCCCUCGAUCCUGUAGGUUAAAGGAUCAAAGGGCGUCUAAGGACAUCUUCACUGUGUCAAAGGGCGUCUAAGGACAUCUUCACAGUGUGGCCUGAGAACACCUUGGGGGUUAUGCUUGGAUGUUCGUGAGUUGCAGUCCAAGACUGAGAACUGUAGGGAAUGCUCUCUGAUAUUAAACUGCACAGCUUGCUAGUCAUGUGACAUAAGCCUUCAAUCCCAGCACUUGGGAAGUUGAAGGAGCAGGAGCAAAGCCAGCCUGGAGUUUGAGCCCCCCUUGAACUACACGAGAUACAGU
Messenger RNA from Peromyscus leucopus (white-footed mouse), 1519 nucleotides. RefSeq names its product galanin receptor 2 (gene Galr2). The record is from RefSeq and is a predicted model, not a curated record. Gene Ontology annotation, biological process: negative regulation of adenylate cyclase activity; neuropeptide signaling pathway; positive regulation of cytosolic calcium ion concentration. Bases 127 to 1245 code for a protein of 372 amino acids. NCBI's taxonomy places the organism in Eukaryota, Metazoa, Chordata, Mammalia, Rodentia, Cricetidae. Gene Ontology annotation, cellular component: membrane. Gene Ontology annotation, molecular function: galanin receptor activity. The transcript is spliced from 2 exons.